AAAUUUGCCGACUGGUUUUAGUUGCCCGCCAUGGUAGCGGCGACCACCUUGUGGAGCAGGGCGCUGGUCUGAACCUUUCCGGGAAUUUAUAAUAAGAAGCACCUCGACUAGCAAUCGCUUCCCAUGGGGACUGGUUAAUUGUUGGUUGAUUUACCAAACGGAGGAUUUACAAAACUUAUUUGACUGCCCUCAAAAAUAAAAUUGUGAAAGGCGGUAGCUGUGUAGACUUUUGUUUAGAAGACAGUUACAAGAUUUCCAGUUCUCGGUGUCUAAUCUUAUCGUAUUUAAUUGACUUUUAGAUAAUGUUUAUACGAUUAAGUCUUUCUGACACUUAAAUUAAAUAAUAUAUAUAUAUGUUAUUAAUUUUUUUUUUUUACUUUUUUUGUUGGUCUAGAAAUCAGUAGCUCUUAUUCUAAAACAGACGCGCCGCAUCUGGACACGGGCCUCUUUUUACAGCGUGCCAUUUAUUUUGAACCUCGUUCCGGUGGAAUAUUAACAUCAGCCACGAAAUCGGGGCUCAUUUGCCGAAGACAGACUCCCAGCCGCCGUCCCCAGGCGCACGGUGCUCCGGCCCGACGCCCUCCUCUCCGCUAUUAUUCGGCAGCCUUUUAAAGGGAGGCGCCGCCUGAUUGGACGCGCCGGGGUCACGUGGUGCCUGGCCGCCUGGUCCCGUCGAUGUGAGCCGAGGCUGGCGGCGGUCUGGCUGCGCUCUGCUCCCGGUCGGCGCGCUGCUCUUAUAACCACAAAAGCCUCGACCGUUUUUACUGAGGAGCCUUUUUUUCCCUCCUGAUCAUGGGCGACAAGAAAAGCCCGACGAGGCCGAAAAGACAAGCCAAACCCUCGGCGGACGACGGCUUUUGGGACUGUAGCGUGUGCACCUUCAAGAACAGCGCUGAAGCGUUCAAGUGCAGCAUCUGCGAUGUGCGGAAGGGCACUUCCACCAGGAAGCCCAGGAUCAACUCCCAACUGGUAGCGCAGCAGGUGGCCCAGCAGUACGCCAGCCCCCCGCCACCCAAGAAGGAGAGGAGGGAGAGGGCUGAGAAGGAGCGGCCCGAGGUGGAGAGGGUGGAGCGUGUGCGUCCGGACGGCGAGCCGCCCUCCGAAAAGGAGACCCUUGAGAAGGAAAAGGAGAAGCCAGACCAGGAGAAGGACGUCAGCCCUACAGUCACAAGGAAGCCCAGCAGCAAGAAGACCAAACCCAAGUCAGAUAUUCAUCAAAGUCCACGCAGUGAAGUGAACAGCAUCCAGUCUGGAAAUUCGACAGCCAAGACCAACGGCUCCUCACACGUUUCAAGCAGGCCCAAACUGAAGAACGUGGAUCGGAGUACCGCCCAGCAGCUGGCCAUUACCGUGGGCAACGUCACUGUCAUCAUCACGGACUUUAAGGAGAAGACGCGCUCAUCCUCCACAUCGUCAUCCACAGUGACGUCCAGCGUGGCCUCGGAGCAACAGCACCAGAGCUCAGGCUCUGAGAGCAUGGACAAGAGCUCCUCUCGGGCCUCCACCCCCAAAGGACAUCUCACCGUGGGGCACGAUGAGUCCUUUUGAGUCCCCUACCUGCAGCUCCAUGGAGAAUAUCAGAUUCCAGAGAGGAGUGUGAAUUUUCAGAAUCUCCUGCCCCCCACAUGCCCCCACUUUCUUUCCACGAUGUUGAGGAUCUGAGCUCCUGGGACAUGGUUGCACACAAAGCUGACAGGUGCUUUUUCAUGGGACCUGGGCUCCGGAUGCCAGUGUGAGGCCAGCAGGAAUCCAACCCUGUAUGUAUUCCUUUGGUUUCUAUGUUUAAGUGGACAUUUGCUGAAUUGACGUUUUUAAGAAAUAUCUAUAUAUAAACACACAUAGAUAUUUGUAAAAUCUGCGCUGAAGUUUCCACCAACAUUUUAACAAUAUUGACGCAUCAUUAUUCCUAUUUAUUUGUCUCUUAUCUGUGUACUUCUAAAAUCUCGAUUUUACUUCACUGAGACUUUUAAACGCGGCUUGGCUCAUGUUCUCCGUUGUAUAGAUGGAUGAUUUGUGAAAUUGUCCGAGCUCUCCGAACACCUCCAGCACUGGUGCUAUGUACACUGUGAAACCAUUUUACUUCUGGGGCUUCACCUGGAUACGCAGUAUCCUCGUCUUAUCACCGCUUGGAGCACAGAGGCUUCCUUCCGAGGUCGGAUUAUGCUGCAAUCGUACGGAGAGACUGAAGUGAGGGCCCUUUCUCUAUGGGCGUCGCCUCAACGUCGUCCUGGUAUGUAAUGUGUGUUGGAGCUUUGGCAAACAAAACCUAAAGAUUUGUGUGAUGCAAAAUGUGGCUUAUAGAUUAAUUGUGCUCCUUAGUGCAUCAAAGAACAACACUAUAAGGUUUUUAUUUUAUUUUCACUCUUAUUUUGACCUGCGUUUGAUUUUUAUUUAUAAGAUUAAGCCGGAUUGACUGAACUUUUGGAGAAAAUUAGAAGUUUGGUGGAUUUCAAACUUCUGUUGAAAUGGUCUUUAAAAUAACCUGGGUGUAUAAUGUAGGCAGUGGAUUUCUGGAGGUUUAAAUGAUCAGUAAAAUUAGCAGGGGUGCCCAAACUUAAUCUCAGUACAUGCUGGGUUUUGUUCCAGCCUAUCGCCUAAUUACCUUCCGUCAACUGUUGCAUGAAAGAAUCAUAGGACUCAACUUUCCAUGAAUAUUCAUUAUACACUUUCCAUAGUUUGAAUGAAAUGGUUUAAAUAAUUACAGGUUACUGUUCACCAGUUCAUUGGGUUAACCUGGCACUCAGUCAUGCUUCCACUGUGGUUCCAAAUGAUAAUUUCUGUCAUCACUACUUAUCACCAUUACAGCUGUUUCUCCACUAACAUCCAUUCAGUAGGAUGUGACCCAAAAGCGACCAAGUCAUGUUAUCAGUGACUACCAGUGACAACAAAUCAGCUGCUUAAUCACUGCAGUCUAGGCAGGAACCGAAAUUCAGGAUACAUUCGGAUUGAAGGAAUCGAGGCUGCCCCAGACAUGUUACAGCUGUACAGAAAUCAACAUGCUAAUUGGUCGUUCUUUUAGUGGUGCUAUGGAUUUACGGAAAAAGGAUAUUAUUAGGUGAUUGAGAAUUUAGCUUUGUAAUAAUGAAAUGCAUUUAAGUACAUUAGUAAAGGCAAUUUAUGUAAAAAUAGUAAAUGAAAACUACAAUAAUUGUACCAAUAAUAAUGUUCUAAGGUGCUAUUCUUGGUACUCAUUCUACUAAAACCAUUUGAUGGACUAAAAGUAAAUGAGAUCGAUAAAAUUACAUUGACUUGAGCCCCCUCCCCAUCACUGUCCAUAGGAAGCAGCACUUAUGUGUAGGUCAAAAUCCUAUGGAAAAGUAAUGGAAGGUCAGCACAUCUCCUUUCCACGUAAUAUGGAACUUGUGAAAAGAAUAAACAUGUAUGUGAUAUCUUAGUUGUAUUUAUUGAUGGACCAAAGGAAUUUGAUAUUGACACACUAAAUAAAAUUUGAAAUAUUAUCAAAUGUGUGAUAUAUAAAAAAUAGACUAAUAUAAUUCAUGUAAAUUGUCAUUUUGGUUCAGUCCAAGACAAUUUCAUUUGGACUGUGAGAUCCAGCCUACAUCUUUCAUAUAAAAUGUCACAACGUUCUUGUCGAAGGCCAACGUUUUGCACUUUCGUGGCACGUCUGUGCAGAGAGCCGCCCAGUCAUGGUGUCGGAGGCUCACCUUGGAGAGCCCUUAUGCGAGUGCCGACUAAAAAUAGGUCGUAAAAGCAGGUCCAGGAGGACUACAGUGUUCUCCCCCCCCCCACCCCCACAUA
Molecule: messenger RNA, 3759 nt
Organism: Paramormyrops kingsleyae
Lineage: Eukaryota; Metazoa; Chordata; Actinopteri; Osteoglossiformes; Mormyridae
Gene: rybpb
Product: RING1 and YY1 binding protein b
Biological process (GO): positive regulation of DNA-templated transcription
Cellular component (GO): nucleus
Molecular function (GO): DNA binding; transcription coregulator activity
Source: RefSeq, a predicted model, not a curated record